AUGGCCUCGUCCUCGUCAUCCGGCACGGCCGGCGUCGGGGUGCUGUCCGACGAGGGGGCGACGGCAAUGGCGGAGUGCAUCGGCCUGCUGUUCGGGAGGUGGACGGCGCUGCAGCUGGCGGUGAGGAACCGCUGGGGCGGCCGCGACUCGCAGGCCAACGCCGACCAGCUCGCCUCCUCCGUCCUCUCCUGGUUCACCCGCAAAGCCGCCAGAGGCGCGGGCCCGCUCGACCAGGACGAGCUGGAGGAGUUGCUGUACGACGCCAUGGGCGAGUCCUUCAACGCCGACAUUGAGGAUGGGAGCGUCGAGGAGAGCUAUUCAUACAUGGAUAAGCUUAGGAAGACACGGCUUGCGGGCGCAGCGCCAUUACCCAGAUCAAAGAGGUAUAGAGGCUACGACAGUAGCAGUGAUGAUGAGAGCUCACGCUCAGAGGAAGAUGAUGAUGGAGCAGGCCCAAUGGAGGUUGAGUGCCGGCGCCGCGGAACCCAAAACCCUCCAAGCCCGUCCCCGAUGCGGAUGGAUGGACCACCGUGCCGACUAGGCGCCGCAGCGAGCAGUAGAGCACAAGAAAGGAAGAAUUAA
This is a messenger RNA of Miscanthus lutarioriparius, 582 nucleotides long. The record is from the annotation of a GenBank genome assembly. NCBI's taxonomy places the organism in Eukaryota, Viridiplantae, Streptophyta, Magnoliopsida, Poales, Poaceae.